AUGGCCUUGGAAGGCUGUUGCUGCCUUAUAUGUGGAUCUUGCUUGGAAGAUCAAGGUGGAGAAACAGAGCGAUGCCUCUCUCGAAGAGCCCAGUGGUAUCACUCAGACAGGCAAGGCCACGUCACCUCCCUCGAGAAAGUUCUCUCGCUCAAGCAAAACACGCCGGAGCUACCCAAGGACAAGAGAUCCCAGCAGCGUGAGACACCAAAAGAAGAUAUCCACAGCUCAGAGGAGGAGGGCAAGUCUGCUGUUGCUCCGCAGGUCGUGGCUUCUGUGCUAGCAGCCUUGACCCACGUAGCUCUGGGCACCAUCAUUGGUCUUCCUGGGGUCAUCCUGCCCCAGCUCACAGACAGACACUCCUCCGACCUCUACCUUGGCAUCAACCAAGUGGCACUCUUUGGAAGUUUGAUCCACAUUGGUGGAAUCUUCGGCUCUAUGGUAGGUGGAGUGUUGAAUGUACAUGUUGGCCAGCGCAUCACAUUGCUGAUAUCAAUGCCAAUGACGCUGGUGCUAUGGGUGGCACUGUUCUUCACCAACGCUGUCUGGCUCCUCCUCUUUCUUCGAACACUGCUGGGAGCAGUGCAGGGGCUCGUCGGUGCUGCCUCCGGUAACUACGUAGUAGAAAUUUCGCAAAAAGACAUACGUGGACGACUAACAGGGUUCACAGACACUGGUCGGCAGGUGGGAUUCCUGCUGGUAUAUAUAGUGGGCAGUCUGGACCUGACGUGGCGGGAGGUGAUGCUUGUAUGUGGCUGUGUUACUGCUAUUCCUCCCUUUAUCGGCUUCCUCUUCAUGCCAGACUCCCCACGCUGGUUGGUUACCAAAGGUCGUUUGGAUGAAGCUCGGAAGGCUCUCUCAUUCUUCCGAGGUCCUCACUAUAACUGCCAGUUGGAAUAUGACGACAUUAUUCAUCAGUUUGAACAGACGACCAACAACAAGAUGGGUUUUAUGGACCAGCUGCACCAGAUGCGCGAACCUUCUGUGUUCCGCCGCCUGGUGUUUCUAGUCUUCCUUAUGGUGGCAGUGCAGUUCACUGGAAACAUGUCAAUAGCCACUUACGUCGUGCCAAUUUUCCAAGCGACAAAUUCCAACAUGAACUCCUACACAAGUGCCAUUUUGAUUGGGGGUAUCCGUGUGGUGGGGACGGUGAUCUCCCAGCUAGUGGUAGAUCGUAUGAGCCGUAGAUUCAUGCUCAUAGGGCCUUGCCUGGCAUGCACAGCAACGCUGCUGACCCUCGGGGGGUACUUCUGUGCUCAGAACCAAGGUUUAGAUAUCAGUAACAUAGGCUGGUUACCUCUGACCGCCCUCAUGGUAUACACACCAUUCGUCUGCAUAAUUCAGGCAGCCAUAACCAUCUUACGUGCAGAGAUUUUACCCACCUCCAUCCGGGCAUUUUCGGCAGCCAUCGUGUAUGUGUUCUUCUUCACGGGGAUGUUUGUAGCUACUUUCACCUUCCCUGCUAUGGUAGCCACAAUCGGGGAGUAUGGCGCCUUCUGGAGCUAUGCCGCCGCUUGUUUACUCAUAGCACUGGUGGUGGGCCACAUACUGCCAGACACCAGUGGUCUCUCCCUAGAGCAGAUCGAUGAUCUCUUCAGAUAUGGAAAGAAACACAUCUUGCAGUCAGUGGAUCAGAAAAUCUCGUCUCCGAAGAUCCCUUGAUUGUUGGGGACAAGUCAAUGUCAACUGAAAAGUCGACUAUUUACUUUUUCCCAAGUACUCCAAGGUGCAUCAUUUUUCAGCUCAUUUUCAGUCUUUAAGCAGAAAGAUCAUCUCAGGGCAGACUUAUAUACGAGUUAAAGAAUGAAGAUUCAGCUAAUGCCUGUCUCAUUCCACUAAUUAUUAUUUAGCACACCAGCUGCCUCCCACCGAGGCAGGGUGACCCAAAAAUGAAGAAACGAAAGGUUUUCAUCUAAAAUUUUUACAUUUAGUAAUUUAUACAGGAGAAGGGGUUACUAGCUCCUUAGUCUUGGCAUUUUAGCCUCCUCUUAUGACACGCAUGGCUUACAGAGGAAAGAUUCUCCUCCACUUUCCCCCAUUUUUAUUAUUACUAUUAUUAUUAUUAUUAUUAUUAUUAUUAUUAUUAUUAUUAUUAUUAUUAUUAUUAUUAUCAUUGUUAUUGUUAUUAUUAUUAUUGUCAUUGUUAUUGUUAUUAUUAUUAUCACAAGCCCUUCACCACCAUAGAGACACCUUCCUUGAUGGAAUUCCACUCUGACCACUGCCCAAAACUUGUAAUUUUAGUGUAAUGUGCCAUAUACUUUUUUUUUAAUUGGAUGGAGUCUCUAAAUCUGUAGAAUCAUAUAACGCAUAUAACGCUUGGAGAAUGGGAGGCACUCAGGUUCGGUUCAAUGGGAGGAUAAGGCUUCCUUUGAUCAAAAGCCCCUUACUGGCAUCAAGGCAUUUCCAUUGAUGGGUUUGAGUCAUGUGCCAUAAUGAUGCCUGACUCAGGACUCCAUUAUUUUCUCAUAUUCAUUAUAAUAAAAACUUUUAUUUAAUAGGCUCUCAGUUAACGGAUUUUGGAUUUAACAGACUGGACAGUCAGUGAACAACAGUCGAAGUCUGCCCUUUCCAGAAUUGUUGGUUAGUUACAGUCUACUGGCCAGAGGUUUCAAAGAGCUGUCCAGUCUUGUUACAGUCUGCUGGCAGUGCCAUGUGGCUCUUAUGGGUUUAGCGCUUAGUUAUGAUAAUAAUGAUACAGUCCCUUGAGUAAAUUGAUUUCUGAUUUACUGGACAAAAUUUGUUCACAAAACUGUUUAUUACUGUUACAAUCAUGGAAAAAUAAUUUCAUCAAUCAGUUUUAAUGCACAACCUGUAUUUUCUACCUAUUAGUCUGUUGAACUGGGGUCUCACAUUCAUAAGAAGCUCUAAACCCAUAGGGGUCAUGCAUUGCCCAGGAAAUGGGAGGCAAUUAGAUUCAAGUCUAGGAGGAGAAAGGCAGUCCCAAUUCCUUGGAUCACGAGCCCCUCACCACCAUUAAGAAAGAGGAUGCCUUAAUGGUAUAAAGCUCCUCUAUACUAGGCAAUUUUCAUUUUUCUUUUUUUUUUUUUGUAAAAGCGACAGAAAAAGUGCACCUAAAAUUGAAUAGACUACAAAAAGACCUUCAUAGUACAUGGAGUUCAAUUGUACUUGCAGAAAAACUGAGCUAUAUGGAAUAGCUUGAUAGAAGAGUUUACAGUAUUCAAGGUCCCCUAUCAUAAGGUGGUGGCGGUGCUGCAAGACAAAUGUAAAUUUGAGGAUGGAUUAUAGUUCUGUGUCUUGGCUCUUGAUCCACAUUGUAGUGAUGUAAAUACAGUAUAAUGUAUAUAAAC
Cherax quadricarinatus is the source of this 3305-nucleotide messenger RNA. NCBI's taxonomy places the organism in Eukaryota, Metazoa, Arthropoda, Malacostraca, Decapoda, Parastacidae. The record is from RefSeq and is a predicted model, not a curated record.